UGGCGGCCGCGGUGAUCGGAGACACAUGAUCAGCAGCAGGGCGCGCUCUUGUGUCUGUCAUCGCUUAUUACUAGAGCGCGGAUAUUUGAAGCGGGGAUAGGGCUCCGUAUGGCGGACGUGGCCGGACAGUUCAGUUCUCCACCGGUGAAGAUGCUGGCGGCACAGCUGAGGCAAUGUAAGAAACGGCCGGGGGCGGCGCCGUCCUUCUGGUUGGAGAGGUCGUCUGGCGGCGGGGAGCUGGAGGUCAGCGUGGUGUGGAUGCAGGGCAACGUCCUCCAGGUGCGGCCGGAGCGGGGCACCACACUGCGCCUGACCGACGAAACCCACACCUUCACAGUGUGCGGGGCGGACAGGGUGCCCAAGGGAAAGCCGUGCCUAGAGCCAGGGAAGUAUGUGAUGGUGAUGGGCUCUGUAUUAUCCUGCAGCCCUGAGCCCAUAAUUCGUGCUGUGAAGAUCAGCGAUUUAUCCGAAAAUCCUGUAAAUCGUACAAUGUGGAAAUAUGAAGUGGAGGAUUUACAUAUGAACAUCCAAUACAGUUAGUGUACCUGUUGUACAAAUACAUUGGACCAUCACUGGCAUAGUUACUCUUUAAAGACUUCUCUUGAGGCCACGUUGUUGAAAACGUUACCAGCUGUGCAUUUUGGUGGGAAAUGAUCAUAUGACAUUGGUGGUGGUAUUUAUUGUCCUAGUAAUUAAGUGGUUGUUUUAAUAUUCUGCUAUUUGUAAAAACAGUGCAAUAAAACAGUGUUUGUAUAGUGCUUGCACGUAUCAGUUUAGAUCCAACC
Hyla sarda is the source of this 785-nucleotide messenger RNA. RefSeq names its product RecQ mediated genome instability 2 (gene RMI2). The record is from RefSeq and is a predicted model, not a curated record. Gene Ontology annotation, cellular component: cytosol; nuclear speck. The transcript is spliced from 2 exons. The coding region runs from base 109 to 540 and encodes 143 amino acids. Gene Ontology annotation, biological process: negative regulation of double-strand break repair via homologous recombination; maintenance of rDNA; DNA repair. NCBI's taxonomy places the organism in Eukaryota, Metazoa, Chordata, Amphibia, Anura, Hylidae.